Bufo gargarizans (Asiatic toad) is the source of this 3943-nucleotide messenger RNA. Its product is annotated as ephrin type-B receptor 5-like. Gene Ontology annotation, cellular component: neuron projection. Gene Ontology annotation, biological process: central nervous system projection neuron axonogenesis; axon guidance; protein phosphorylation. The transcript has 17 exons. Gene Ontology annotation, molecular function: ATP binding; transmembrane-ephrin receptor activity; protein binding. The coding region runs from base 325 to 3819 and encodes 1164 amino acids. Lineage: Eukaryota; Metazoa; Chordata; Amphibia; Anura; Bufonidae. The record is from RefSeq and is a predicted model, not a curated record.
GAUUAUUGUGUCGGUGGAGUUAUGGGGUGACCGAUUGGCCAAUAAGCAUGUUUCGUUUUGGACUGACAAUUUGAGUGUGGUUUAUGCUGUCAACAGCUUGUCUUCCUCUUCCCUCCCGGUUCUAUCUUUGCUUCGUCAUCUCGUCCUUCGGUGCCUCGAAUGUAAUAUCUAUUUUAGGGCUCGUCACGUUCCAGGAGUUGAUAACAAGAUUGCUGAUGCUCUCUCCCGUUUUCGUUGGCAGGAUUUCAGGUCCUUUCUUCCGGGAGCGGAUUUGGAGGGCAGGACGUGCCCGUCGUACCUGUGGGACCUGGUGGACAGGAGCUGAUGUCGUUGGUCCGAUCAUCGAUUUCCCCGGCUACUUGGCAGGCCCAUGGUCCUGGGCGUCCGGCCGUGUGGAUUCUCGGCCAUUCGUAUGUGUUCUGGGCGGCCCAGAGAGCCGAUUGCCGGCCCGGUGGGAGAUCCCUCGGCUUCCGUGAGGUGGAUGUGUCCUGGAGAGGAAUCCGUGGGUUGCGAUGGACUCAGCUCCUGUCCCAAGUGGUCGACAUUGGUUUGCAGGCCAGUGGCCCGGUGAUUCUGGUUUUACAUGCAGGGGGUAACGAUAUAGGUUCUGUGCCCCUGGUGGAAUUGUUGGCCCUCAUUAGGUCGGAUUUGGAGCGUUUCCCUUCAUUUUUCCGUGAGGUGGUCCUGGUGUGGUCCGAGGUUGUCCCUCGGGUGGUAUGGCAGGGUGGGGAGGCGGUGGAGAGGUGUAGGAGGACGAUUAAUGCCCGUAUCUCCCGUUUUGUUCGGUCCCGGGGUGGUGUGGUGGUCAGACACCGGCAGCUGGAGGGCGAUAAUCGCUCAUUGAUGAGGCCUGACGGGGUGCAUCUGACGGAUAUCGGCUUGGAUAUUUUCCUUUCAGGUCUUCAGGAUGGGGUGGAGCAGGCCAUGUUUUUGUUGGGUGGUGAGAUGCUACUUGAUACAACACAAGAAACCUCAGAGAUUGGCUGGUCAACCCACCCAGACGGAGGGUGGGAUGAAGUCAGUGUUUUAGAUGGCCAGCGACGCCUACUGCGUACCUAUGAAGUCUGCAACUCGUAUGCUCAGCGCUCCAACCAGAGUAACUGGCUGCGCACAGGAUACAUUCCAAGCCGUGGUGCUCGACGUGUAUAUGUCAAAUUACGUUUUUCAGUACGAGACUGUGCCAGCCUGCGGCCACCACCAUCUCGCCGUCACCUGGCUUGCAGAGAAACAUUUACCCUGUUUUAUCGCCAAGUGGAUAGUGCUAUGGAAGCCGAGGAAUGGGAAUGGUCAGAAGAGUCUUGGAUAAAAGUUGAUACCAUUGGAGCUGGUAAAAGCUUCACACGAGAACCUGGAAAAGGAGGGCAGGGUCCUCGGAUGGAUGAGAGAACUAUAGACUUUGGACCAAUAAAUAAAAAUGGAUUUCACUUGGCUUUUGUGGAUUCAGGGGCUUGUCUAUCUUUGGCUGGAGUAAAAGUUUAUUUUAAUAAGUGCCCCGCUACUGUCAGGAGCCUGGCAUCCUUCCCUGAGACCCCAUCAAGUGGAGAAGGAGGGGCAUCGCUAGCAGAAGCCAUAGGUAACUGUGUAAUUGGUGCUCAUCUUCUGGGUACCACAAGGCUCAGUCUACAUUGCGGGGGAGAGGGCGAGUGGAUGGUGUCAAGUGGAAGCUGUGCCUGUAACCCAGGAAGAGAAGAAAAUGAAAAAGGAACUGAAUGUUGGGCAUGCCCACCUGGGACUUACAGUCCUCUGGAUGCAGCGGCUGCUCACUGCCAUGUCUGCCCAGCCAACAGCAACACGACGACUUCAGGGGCCUUUAGCUGCGUCUGUAAUAAGGGAUUUUACCGCAUCGCGGAGGAACCUCCGGAGUCCCAGUGCACUGGACCCCCGUCAGCCCCCUGGGACCUGAAUUAUGAGGUCACCGGUCCUGGAUCCGUAUCUCUGACUUGGAGGUCCCCGAAAGACAUGGGGGGUCGCCCGGAGCUGGUGUACUCGGUGGCGUGUAAGGAGUGUGUGACCGGGCGCUGCCUCCGCUGCGGAGAUGGGGUGACAUUCAGACCUGGACAGGUGGGGCUCACCCAGACUCGGGUGCAGCUGGCAGGACUUCUGCCCGGGGUGGUCUAUGCUCUAGAGGUGCAGGCAACCAACCGGGUGUCGGAGAUGAGCGUCGAACAGCCCAAGUACGCGUCGCUGAACGUCAGCAUCAGCCAAUCAGUCCCAUCUGCCGUUCCCAUCAUUCACCAGGUGAGCCGGUCCAUGCAGAGCAUCACCUUAACCUGGCCGGAGCCAGAACAGCCCAACGGGAAGAUUCUGGAUUAUCAGCUGCGUUACCGUGAAAAGGCUGAUGAGGGCGAGUCUCUCUCUCUAAUCAGUGAAACGAACACGGCAACAGUCGGUGGACUCAACCCGGGGGCAAUUUAUUCCUUCCAGGUGAGAGCCAGAACAGAGCGGGGCUACGGAGCCUACAGCGGCAACAUGUACUUCCAGACCCUGCUGGGAGGUGGAGAGAAAUCUGAAUUAUCCCAAGACAAACUGCCUCUCAUAGUUGGGUCCUGCCUUGGGGCUUUGGCCUUCAUUGGUCUCUCCAUCCUCCUGGUCCUGAUACUUCUCUUUAAAAGUAAAAGACGAGAGACUCCGUACACUGACCGACUGCAGCAUUAUAUCAGCUCCAGAGGUUUAGGAGUGAAAUAUUACAUUGAUCCAUCCACAUAUGAGGAUCCUACAGAAGCAGUGCGGGAAUUCGCUCGAGAGAUUGAUGUGUCUUUUGUGAAGAUAGAAGAGGUGACUGGAGCAGGAGAUUUCGGCGAUGUUUGCCGCGGUCGUUUAUGCCUCCCUGGAAAGCGAGACACAGCAGUGUGUAUACGAACCCUACGCUCAGGGAGCAGUGACAAAGAGCGGGGGGACUUCCUCAGCGAGGCGAGCAUCAUGGGACAGUUUGACCAUCCCAACGUGGUGCGUCUAGAAGGUGCCGUGACUCGCAGCCGCCCCAUCAUGAUCCUCACAGAAUACAUGGAGAAUGGAGCCCUGGAUGCAUACCUCAGGCAGUGUGAGGGUGGUCUGUCCACCCUACAGAUGGUCUCAAUGCUCCGUGGUGUGGCAUCUGGCAUGCGAUAUCUGUCAGACAGAAGUUACAUCCACAAAAAUCUUGCAGCUCGCAGUAUCUUGGUGAAUGGACAGUUAGUGUGCAAGGUGUCAGGACUACGCGGGCCUUUAGACGUCGGAAGACAGUUUCUACGAUGGAUGGCACCAGAAGCUCAUCAGCAACACAAGUUAUCUAGUGCCAGUGAUGUGUGGAGCUAUGGAAUUGUCAUGUGGGAAGUCACCUCCUAUGGGGAGCGACCCUACUGGGACAUGACCAAUCAAGAAGUAUUAGAUGCCAUAGAGCAGGAGUAUCGCCUCCCCCCUCCCCCGGACUGCCCCACCAUGCUUCACCUCCUCAUGUUGGACUGCUGGCAGCGUGAUCGUUCUCAGAGGCCUCGAUUUGAGCAAAUUGUCAGCUCCUUGGACCGAUUGAUUAGAAAUCCUACUUCCUUGAAAACAGUGGGCGUUUCAAGCAGCAGACCUUCCCAGUCGCUCCUCAGUAACUGUCCCCCGGACUUCCAUUCCCUCUCAUCACCUCACGAAUGGCUGGAAGCGAUAAAGAUGGAACGAUACAAAGAAAACUUCGACAAGGCUGGGUAUACAACACUGGACGCCGUCUCCCGACUGACCGCAGAAGACAUCCAGCUAAUCGGUGUGACACUUUCUGGUCACCAGAAGAAGAUUCUUAGCAGUAUACAGCUCCUGAAGGCUCAUCUACAACCACUGGAGCCGGUGGAAGUCUGAGGAACGGACAGACCUCCGAGACCAAUAGGAAAAGAAAAACAGAUGCCGGAUGAAGGGUGACUCCAGGAUACAGUCAGGAGGCCGUGACGCACACGGACAUAUCCUCAAGGAAUCAAACUUUUCU